UCACUUCACCCGCCGUCCAAACUCCUGUAUCGUAACCUAACCGUGACUGAUUUCUGUGUUGGCACCAUUGCGGAGCCUCUCCAUGCUGUCUAUUGGAUUUCUGUGGUGACGGGAAAAUGGGACAUUUGUUAUCUGGCUCAUUUGAUGGUUACUUUCAGUGUACUUUGGCAGCUUAUACCUUUUGUGGAGUGUCUUUAUUAACCCUGGCUGCAAUAAGUGUGGACAGACUUCUCGCCUUGCUACUGGGACUCAGAUACAAACAAGUUGUAACUGUGAAAAAGACAUACAUAGCUAUCAUUGCCUUCUGGAUUGUUUCUCUUGUUGGCGUACCAGCUUCUACAGCUAUACGAGAGUAUGCUCACUACACAGGUACAGCGCUUUGCUUAGCCAUCACAAUCGUCGCUUACUCAAAAAUUUUCUUCCGUCUGCGUCAUAACCAAAUUCAUCGGAUCCACCCCUUACAAGGAGAAAGCCAAGCAAUUCAAAUGAACACAGCUCGAUACAGAAAGGCAGUGUAUGGUGCACUGUGGGUGCAGGCAGCAUUGGUCGUUUGUUAUCUGCCACUUAUCGUAGCGAUAGCUUUAAUACAUCAAAGAGGGAUGCAUUUAUCCUCUUACCUUGCUUGGCAAUUUACAAGUACUUUAGUAUAUAUAAACUUAUCACUGAACCCCUUUAUUUAUUGCUGGAAGAUCAGAGAAGUGAAAUUAGCUGUAAAAGAAACAUUAAGG
This is a messenger RNA of Porites lobata, 728 nucleotides long. NCBI's taxonomy places the organism in Eukaryota, Metazoa, Cnidaria, Anthozoa, Scleractinia, Poritidae. The record is from the annotation of a GenBank genome assembly.